Messenger RNA from Ostertagia ostertagi, 315 nucleotides. Lineage: Eukaryota; Metazoa; Nematoda; Chromadorea; Rhabditida; Trichostrongylidae. The record is from the annotation of a GenBank genome assembly.
AUGAAGCUCGAGCUCGCCCAAUAUCGUGAGAUCGCUGCUUUCGCUCAGUUUGAUUCCGAUCUCGAUGCUUCCACCCAACAACUGUUGAACCGAGGAGUCCGACUUACUGAAUUGCUUAAACAGGGACAGUACAGACACCUUGACAAAGUCGAUCCAUCUGCGAUCACCAAGUUCGAGAAGGAAUUCCUCGCUCACAUCCGCUCAACACAACAGGAGCUGUUGAAAACGAUUCACAAUGAGGGUCAAAUUUCACCAGACACCGAUGCCAAAUUGAAGGAGGUGGUCGUGAACUUUUUAGCUACGUUCAAAGCCUAG